AUGGUGCCGGGCGAGGCGGCGCCGCCCGGGCCGGGCUCGCCGCGGGGCAGCGCCGAGGGGGCCGCGGCGGGCAGGAAGCAGCGCGCGGCCGCCCGCAGGAAGGCCUUUUCCCUGUUCGUCAAAGGCAAGGAGGUGCCGGCCGCGUCGCGGUGUCCCGGCGGCGGAGAGGGCGUGCGGUGGCGGUGCUGCCGGCAGGCGUUCGAGGAGCUGCCCGGCAUCCACAGGCACGUGGCUCUGCACCACUCCGGGGACGUGGGGCUGCAGGCCGGGCUCGGUGCCAGCCCGGCGGAGGCCGCAGGCUGCCCCGCAGGCGGCCCGGCCCCGGCCGACAGCGCGGCCCGGCCGAGCGGGCACUCCUGCAGCAACCCGGAGAUCUCCUGGGCGCUCCCCGACACAAGCCACGUCAGCCACGACGAUCUGACAAGCCAGGUGGGAGAAGUACUCCUCUAUUACUGUUACUGUGAGGUGAGGGAUCCAGAGAAACUCUGUGCUUGGCAAAAGGCUUUGUGUCAGCAUCUACAUCUCACUGGCAAGGUACGAGUUGCUUCAGAAGGGAUUAAUGGGACAGUUGGUGGAAGCAAAGUAGCUACCAGUCUCUACAUUACAGUUAUGCUUUCCCAGCCGCUGUUCAAAAAUAUUUUGUGUCAAGAGGAUUUCAAGAGCAGUGCAGGAGGAGCUCACUGUUUCCCAGACCUUCGAGUUGGAGUAUUCAAAGAAAUUGUACCUAUGGGCAUUGAUCCAAAGAUAGUGUCUUAUAAGGAAACUGGAAUCCAUUUAUCCCCUCAGGAAUUUCAUAGAGAAGUAGAACAGUAUUUGUCUCAGGCCACUCAAGGACAAAGCGAUACCAUCUUGCUGGACUGUAGGAACUUCUAUGAAAGUAAAAUAGGACAUUUCCAGGGCUGUCUGGCUCCAGAUAUCAGGAAGUUCAGCUAUUUUCCAAGCUAUGUAGAUGAAAACCUGGAGCUUUUUAAAGAUAAGCGGGUACUGAUGUACUGCACAGGAGGGAUUCGUUGUGAAAGAGGCUCUGCUUACCUCAGGAGCAAGGCAGUGUGCAGAGAGGUUUACCAGCUAAAAGGUGGAAUUCACAAGUACCUAGAAGAGUUUCCAGAUGGAUUCUACAGGGGGAAGCUGUUUGUAUUUGAUGAUCGUUACGCCAUUUGUUCCAAUGAAGAUAUCAUCUCAGCAUGCAGAUACUGUGGGGUGCUGUGGGACCAAUAUAAACUUUGUUCCAGUCAGCACUGCCGGCAGCUUGUCCUGACAUGUCCAAGUUGUUCCAACAAAGGUCUUACAGCUUGCUGUCCUGUUUGUCAAGAGAAGGAGCUCAAGGUGACUUCAAGGGCUUCAGGACAGACACUUAAGGAGGAAUGUGAUUGCACAAGGAGACGACCAAGGGUACCAGUUGAACGUGUCUCGCCAAAGAUGCUGGGCACAGGAAAAGAUUAAGCUGUUUCAUCGGUUAAUCUGGCAUGUGCUCAUGUGAAGGGCUUCUGUAACCAGAUUCUAUCUGUUAAUCAGUUAGGUUUGGAAAUUAUGAAAAUAUGUUGGCUUGGAAAGUCUUGUUCAUAUGCUGCCUUUAAACAUAGAAUAUGCCCUGAAAACCAUCCAUUACUUGCCUGUAAAUUACCAGAGUGCCCAAUCCAUCACCAGCACUACAGGAUCCCUCUCUCUGGGUACAGUCUUGUAGUGCGGCCUUUACCAUGGGGAUUUUGGAGCAGAGUAUCUGCAAUGUGAUAGAGCUGCUCACAAUUCAAAAGAAACUGAAGGAAAUCAAGAGCAAUUCAGUUUUUUCUUCCUGCAUGGAGAUCAACCUGUCUGACCUCUCCAAGGAUCAUGCAUCUGCUUCAAUAGCUUGUAGUGAGGUGUGCAAACAGAUUUACCAAUUUGGUGUGGGUUUGUGACCAGAUUAGAUGAAGAUAUAUUCCACAUGCACACCAUUGACCUGCAUCUCUUGCUUUAUACCAGUGAGAAGCAAGGCAAAAUUACCUGAAAUUACUGACUUAACUCUCCUGUAAAACUGGCUGAAGGCAGCAUAAGGAGCUGGAGCAAAGGCCCAGAGAUACUGUUUGCCCAGCCAUACUUGUGUGACCUGUAGGAUGAACAGCAAACGCAAUCUUCUUUGCUGUGCUCAGUCUCCCUGGGAACUGUUUUUUCCCCUGAACUUGUCAAUGUAUGAAAUAUGCAGGGCUCAGCUCUGCUUGCACUAAAAAAACCUGACAGCUUGAAGCAUGUUGAAACAAGCACACAAAGAGGGGAGCACAGAGACUGCCAAAAUACCAACAUCAUGGCACUGGAAGUGAUGCAUGUGUGCAUAAAUGUCAGCAACAGCUAUGAGAAGACUGCAAGAUCCUUUAUCCAAGUUAAAUAAUUCAAGUUUUGGGGAGCAUUUUUGCUUUUUAAACAAGUUUUUUAAAACCUGCAAGAUGUUUAUGCAAUUUCCAGCACUUGUUAGUGGAGAAAUUGUCUUUGAAGGGACCUACAGCAAAUGAGCUUAAAAUACUGCCUCACGUGCUGUAUUGUGUGCCUGAUGCUGUAGAAUGUACAGAAAGGAUUUAUUAAUAGUGUGGAAGAUGUGUCUUGACCGAAAAAUGUCUUUGAAAUUCACCUGUCACUCUGGGAACUAUACAGUAAGUCAUUAGGACAUCAAAAUCACUAGGUUUGGAGUUUUUUUACUGGCAAAUGCUUUUAAAAGCAAGAAAAGAGUUUCUUAAGUUUCUGCAGUUGCUUAAUGACAGGGCUAUGUUAUUUUCAGAUUGUAUCUUUCUCCCAUGGUGCUAUUAAUUCAGCAAGGCUUGACUUGCAACUUAAAUACAUGGGCAUUGGUUCCAUUAAAGCCAUGACAAACAUUUCUUCUUGCUUCCAGUAUUGCUACCAUGAAAUGAAUGGUUCACCAGCUGUCCCCAUGACAAUUCCAUUUAUGAGGCAAAACCCUGGAUCUUAGGAAUAUUUCCUUUGGGAGUCUUUCUAGGAUAGUAUUUAACCCAUUCUAGAGAAGAAAUCAGAAAAUUCCAAUCAAUAGACACCUUCAUCAGAAGUCUGAGCAGUGCCAAUGUCUCCCUGGUUUCCUGGUCCCUGCUGGCUGGUUAACCUCUGUGGUUUUGAGGACUGGAGUAUUUGUGAAGAAACAUGUAAGCUCUACUUGUGGGUCUGGUCUAAAGCACUGAUGGGGAGUGCCCCAUGAUCUUCCUGUGUUAGGCUAAAAAGAACACAGUUUUGUAAUUCAGUCUAUCAGCAGGUCUGGAAUACUGUAAUCAAUUUGUAAUGCUGUUUCUGUACUUACCAGUACAGGAUGGCAACAAUUACAUUUUAUAUGUAAAUUUCUGAAACAUCUAUGAUAAAUGACCUUUAGUGCUUCCAUUAUAAUUUUUUAAGUACUGCACAAAUACACUUCACAUGAUGUGUUGGAGGUGCUUAAUUCUGCAGAGAUAAACACUGAAACCUAGCUAGUCUGCCACAUGGUAGACCUGGCUAUAGGGUACAAUUCUCCUGAGAGCUCCUUGCAGCUGGAGAUUCUACCUCAAAGGCAGAGGGGAGCCAUGAGGCCUCUUCUGGUCCUUGCUGCACUAAGGCAGGGAGGAGAAGGAUGUGAGAUGUACAGAUGGAGUCCCAUAAAGCCAUGUUCUCUCUGCUGCAGAGAGCAGAGAAGGGGAUAAGAUAACCUUCUUAGCCUGCUUCUUGCAAGUUAACCCAUAAGGGGCUCUCUGUCCUGUUUUCUGGGUUAGUAUUGUCAGAUAAAUGCAAAUAAGGACUUGCUAUGUGGAAAGCUAUGUGGCAGCAUCCAGGCAUCUUGGUGGUAAAGCCUGAGAGAAGGCACAUCAGCUCCAGGAGAGGGAAGAGUUUUCAGAGGGUUAGACUGUGACUGCCAGAUGCUGCAGUCACCACAUGGCUUUUCCUCUCUUUUCCUGGGGAGCUGCUGGGCCAAACAGGGAUAUACAUUUGCUCCUAAGUAUCAUCACUUUGUAGCUCCAUUGCUGCACAGCUUAAAGCAUUUCACUGUACUGCCUGCUGCCUCAGCACUGUCUGACUCUGCUUCACCACCCUCAGCUGUCAGAUGCAUCCUACAGCAAAACAGCUCUGUGAGGAUCAGCCAAGGAACCUGGAAUGAUCCUGACAGCUUAAUAUACCUUUGGGCUGCAAGGUUAAUGUGGAUGCUGCUACAGUGAAACACAGGACAGAGGGGGUUUUUUUUGUUUUGUUUUGUGUUUGGGGUUUUUUUUUGUUGUUGUUGUUUUUUGGGUUUUUUUGCUAAGGACUGUAGUAGUAUCCAUUGUAGUGCUCCUUGGUCUGCAGAUGCAUCUCCUUGCCUGUCUGUGCUUCUUGGUACCACUAGGAUUUUCCAGGAUAAGAUUCAUUUACGUUCUGAAACCAAGGGAAGGGAUGAGCCUGUGUCGUGC
Messenger RNA from Pseudopodoces humilis (Tibetan ground-tit), 4391 nucleotides. It is a transcript of the gene TSTD2, whose product is annotated as thiosulfate sulfurtransferase like domain containing 2. The record is from RefSeq and is a predicted model, not a curated record. Lineage: Eukaryota; Metazoa; Chordata; Aves; Passeriformes; Paridae.